Ictalurus punctatus (channel catfish) is the source of this 2508-nucleotide messenger RNA. RefSeq names its product macrophage-expressed gene 1 protein-like. The coding region runs from base 146 to 2272 and encodes 708 amino acids. The transcript is spliced from 2 exons. The record is from RefSeq and is a predicted model, not a curated record. NCBI's taxonomy places the organism in Eukaryota, Metazoa, Chordata, Actinopteri, Siluriformes, Ictaluridae. Gene Ontology annotation, biological process: defense response to bacterium.
GAAGGAAAUCGCUCCUUCUCCAGCUUCUCCAAUAAAUCAUCGUCUGUGAACAUUCUUCUGCCUCCUGUGGGUCUGUACGCCGCCCUUCCCCGGGCUAAUUCUUCACAACUUGUAUACCUAUGACCCAGAGUUUCUUCUGAUAAUCAUGGGCUCAGAAUUCAUAUUUCUGUUGGCUAUCUUCGUAUUUAUCAAUCCUGCUGAUUUUCAUCCAGUGAUUCGUCCAAGUAAUGGGCUUCGUGAUUGCCACAAAAACCUUAGUGCCCCAGCACUCGAGGUUCUCCCUGGUGGAGGCUGGGACAACCUGCGCAACAUAGAUAUGGGUAGAGUGAUGAACCUAAGCUAUUCACUAUGCCAGACCACUGAAGAUGGCGUCUAUCUCAUUCCAGACGAAACAUUUGUCAUACCGCAGAAGAUGAGCUCAAUGGAGAUGAACUCUGAGAUGAUUAUGUCAUGGCUUCAACAGAAAAGUUCCACUUCAGAAUCGAUUAACGCUGAUGCUUCUUUUGACACAGUGGUGAAUGGCAAGUUCUCUACUGAGAACAGACGCAUGAAAACCCAUCAAGUGAAGGACAAGUCAGUUACAGCUCGGGUGCAGGUGCGUAACCAUCUGUACACAGUAAAGGCUUAUCCUGAUUUCACGUUGGAUGCACGUUUUGCCCGACAGGCAGAGGAAAUUGCAGAUGCUAUAGAGAACAACCAAACUCGCCAGGCUGCCUAUCUGUCAGAAAAGAUGGUGCUUGAUUAUGGUACACAUGUGAUCACAAGUGUGGAUGCUGGUGCUAUUUUGAUGGAGGAGGACUAUUUAAAAUUAUCUUAUAUUACUGAAACACAGUCCUCUCAGUCCACUGUUACAGCAUUGGCUGGUUUAAACUUUUUUAACAAAGCUAAAUUUGAUAUUGGCAGUAAGGAAUCACAAGAAACAUCUGAAACUAGGACCUACCAGAGUAGUAUUACACACUCCAUAACAUUGAGUCAUGGUGGAGCUUUGUUUUAUCCUGGUAUCACACUACAAAAAUGGCAGGAGAGCUGUUUAAACAAUCUUACUGCUAUUGACCGUAGUGGACUACCACUAAAUUUUUUUCUCAACCCAUCAACAUUUCCAGACCUCCCACUUCCAACAGUAAAUAAGUUAGCUCUGUCUGUGCAUAUGGCCAUAGAUCGUUACUACAAAAUGAACACCUAUCCUGGGUGUGUUAAUCCAGACUCCAAAAAUUUCAACUUCCAAGCCGAUGUGGAUGAUGCAUUCUGUGAAGGUCCGAGCACCAAUCUUAGCUUUGGUGGCGUUUACCAAACGUGUACGCCGCUGACUCCAGACGCAGGUGCAAUCUGUCAGGAACUUAAAGUGAAAAAUCCAGCCACUGGCUUGUAUUCCUGCCAAGAUCCAUUCACUACUAGACUAUUGCUCACUGAAGUGCAGGAAAGACCAUAUAAUAGUUAUGAGUGUAAAACAGAAUGUUCUUCAUUCCUGAUUUUUGAAAGUUGUGAAAAGGUAUGUCAAAAUGUGCAUCGUGUUCGACAAGCACAGGUUAACACUUAUUGGUGUUCCACUAAUGACAGAGUUCCAGAAUUCUCAGGAUAUCUCUUUGGUGGUCUAUUUGGCCCUUCUUUACUAAAUCCAUUAACCAAAUUAAGAUCCUGUCCAUCAAAUUUCUUUGCCUUGAAAUUUCUAUCCAAUGGCAUUAUGAUCUGUCUAAGCAAUGACUAUGAGGCAGCAACAAAAUUCUCUGUACCCUUCGGAGGUUUCUUUAGCUGCCAGUCCACCAAUCUGCUUGCAUGGAGUCAAUCGCGCUGCCCACCUCAGUUCAGCCAACAUCUCAUUGCCAUAAGCGAUGGAUGCCAGGUACUCUACUGCGUUCAGUCAGGUAUUUUCACUGGUGGUGAGUUACCCCCCAUCCAUCUACCACCCUUCACAAGACCGCCAGUGAUCAGUAUGAUCACCUCAAACACUGUGUUUGUGAUGACUGAAGGAAACCAGGCCUGGGUAAGAAUCAAAGGGACCAAGAAGGUGGCCAAGCCUGAGGACAUUGCAGAAAUCUCCAAAAUAUUUCAGGACCCUUCUACACAGUCACAGAAAAAAAUGGUUGGUAUAGCCUUUGGUGCUGUUGCCUUGAUUGCUUUUGUGGUGGUAGUAGCAGUGUUAGUGGUAAGGAAGAACAUUUUUCUAAGAGGUAGAGGCUAUGAGGAGAUUCGUAGUGAGGGACAGAGUGAGACUACUGUAGAAUGUCAGACAGAGCAACAAUCUGAGUGUCUGACCGACAGUCUCUUGGCAUAGUGGUUUUGUCCCUGUGUUAUUAUAUUAUAAAUAUUAUAAUAUUUAGUGUGCAUCUCCAAUUACGGUUUGUGCAUGUAUGAUGUCAGUAAACUAGUUCAAUCUAUACUUUACUAGCAGACUCAUACACCUGAACGAUUCUGCACGCAGCCUUAAACGUAUGCUUUUGCAUGUGUUAUGACACUAGGGGCACUGCUUUACAGCCAACUGGUUGUCUAGAAUAUGAUACAUUGUAGGUU